Cyprinodon variegatus (sheepshead minnow) is the source of this 1326-nucleotide messenger RNA. Its product is annotated as protein NLRC3-like. The coding region runs from base 1 to 1326 and encodes 441 amino acids. Lineage: Eukaryota; Metazoa; Chordata; Actinopteri; Cyprinodontiformes; Cyprinodontidae. The record is from RefSeq and is a predicted model, not a curated record. The transcript has 2 exons.
AUGGUUGAUACUCUGGAAGUUGUGGAGAACUUCGACCCCUUCCAGGACCACACCAACAUCUACAAAGCGUCCACCAGGGCCAUCAGGAUCAUCACCCUCAGCUCAAAUAGUGUAAAUUGCCAUGAAGUCAACGUUCUGCUGAUGAACCUCAUCAAGGGGAACCUGCUUCCCUCGGCUCUGGUCUGGAUAACUUCCAGACCUGCAGCAGCCAAUCAGAUCCCUCCUUCCUGUGUUUCCAGGGUAACAGAAGUACGAGGCUUCACUGACGCCCAGAAGGUGGAGUACUUCAGGAGGAGGUUCAGUAAUGAAAAGAUGUCCAGCAGGAUCAUCUCCCACAUCCAGACCUCCAAGAGCCUCCACAUCAUGUGUGGGAUCCCAGUGUUCUGCUGGAUCACUGCUACGGUUCUGGAGAACCUGUUGACCACAGAGCAGAGAGGAGAGCUGCCCAAGACCAUGAAUGACAUGUACUCACACUUCCUGCUGGUCCAGACCAAGAGGAAGAAGAACAAGUACCAUGAAGGACACCGGAGAAGAUCAAAGCGUCUGAUGGAGGCUGACCGGGAAGUUCUCCUGAAGCUGGGGAGGCUGGCGUUAGAAAAUCUGGAGAAAGGAAAAAUCCUGUUCUACCAAGAAGACCUGGAGCAGUGUGGUCUGGAUGUCACACAGGCCUCGGUGUACUCAGGAGUUUGUACAGAGAUCUUCAAAAGAGAGAGCGUGGUCUUCCAGAAACCAGUCUACUGCUUUGUUCAUCUGAGCAUCCAGGAGUUUCUGGCUGCAGUCUACAUGCUCCACUGUUUCACCAGCAGGAACACAAAGGUGGUGGAGAAGUUCCUAGGAGAAACAUCCAGAGGGAGAAAAAACGUCAGUGGAAAAUAUCUGAUGGACUCCAUGAAGAGAAUCAUGGAGAAAUCCCUCUGGAGUCCAAAUGGCCACCUGGGCCUGUUUGCCCGCUUCCUUCAUGGCCUCAUUGUGGAGUCCAACUACAAACUCUUAGGCUUUCUACUGGGUCAGAUGGAGACCAGUCCAGGAACCAUCCAGAGAGUCAUCGACAAUCUGAAGGAGAUGAACACUGAUAUAAUCUCCACUGACAGAAGCAUCAACAUCUUUCACUGUCUGGUGGACAUGAAGGACCUCUCACUAUUUCAGGAGAUCCAACAGUUCCUGGAAUCAGGGAAGUAUCUCUCAGAGAUCCAGUGCUCAGCUCUGUUCUGCAUGCUGCAGACGUCAGAGGUUGUGGAUCAGUUGGACCUGGAGAAGUACAACACAUCAGAGGGAGGACGACGUAGACUGGUUCCAGCUGUGAGGAACUGCAGAAAGGCUCGGUGA